Linnemannia hyalina is the source of this 756-nucleotide messenger RNA. Lineage: Eukaryota; Fungi; Mortierellomycota; Mortierellomycetes; Mortierellales; Mortierellaceae. The record is from the annotation of a GenBank genome assembly.
AUGAAGGUCCUCUCCAUCUUCGGCAGCGCUGUUGUCGCCGCUUCCGCCCUCCUCUCCUUCAUCCCCUCCACCGCCGCCCACAUGGCCAUGUCCAACCCUCCCGGUCAGGCCGGUCCCUGGACCAAGAACCAGAGCAGCCAGGUCCACGCCUUCAUUGGCUUCAAGGGCAAGAAGUUCCCUUGCGGUGGCUACCCCAAGGGACCCGUGACCCAGUACAGAGCUGGUCAGACCAUCAACGUCCGCUUCUGGGUCUAUGGUGUUCCCAGCUGGACAAAGUUCCCCCCUAAGGGCGGUCUUAACACUGCUCGCCACGGUGGUGGAGCCUGCGAGUUCUCGCUCUCGUACGAUGGUGGAAAGUCCUGGAAGGUUAUUGGACAGUACACAAAGACCUGUCCCGAUGUCUACUACGAGUGGCCCGUCCAAAUCCCCAAGAACGUCCCCUCGUGCAAUGACUCGAACAAGUGCCUGUUCGCCUGGUCCUGGACUGCCUAUGCCACGAACCAGUUCUACCACCACUGCGCCAACAUCCAGAUCACCAACGGUAGCGCCAAGGGCCGUCUCCCCGAGCUCGACAUGACCAUUGUCGAUGUCCCCGGCCGCAAUGUCAACCAGAGAACCCAUGCCCGUGGUGAUGGCAAGGGUGGCAAGUCCUCCGGCCCCAACAAGGAUGAGCGUGCUCGCUCCACCAACGGCUUCUACGCCUACGGUGGCAAGGCUGGCAAGAAGGGUAUCGACCUCGGCCUCGUCAAAAACUAA